Molecule: messenger RNA, 1737 nt
Organism: Paramecium tetraurelia
Lineage: Eukaryota; Ciliophora; Oligohymenophorea; Peniculida; Parameciidae
Exons: 4
Source: RefSeq, a predicted model, not a curated record
AUGAAAAAUUCAUAAAAUGUUCACUAAUUAAAAGAAGAUGAAAUCAAAGAAUUGAAGUAGUAUAUCUUAUAAAUGGAAUAAGAACCAUCAAUUUAUGAGAAUCUGAGUCAGGAUUAAAUCUUUGGAAUAGUUGUCAUUAUACUUACAAAAUCUUCGUAUCAUAGAACAUAAUACGAAAUUGAGAUUUUGAAGAAAGCCACAAAGCAUAUUGUGUAUUUUUAGAAACUGCUAGAGAAGGACUAAGGAGUCUUAUUAUGGGAGAGAUGUUUAAGAAAAAUGAGUUACACGUCCUUGAAAAAGGGGGAAACUCUGUUUAGAGAAGGUGAUGUGGGAACUACAUUCUAUAUUAUUCUAUAAGGUCGAGUGUCAAUACAUAAAAGAAUGUUCGUUGGAGAUUGCUAUCAAGAAAAAGAGUUAAUACAAAUGAGUGAUGGUUAAGCCUUUGGUGAGCUUGCACUAGAAAACAAUGAACCUAGAUCUGCUACUAUUACUGCUGUUGGUCCUACUCAUUUAGCAGUUUUAGAUGCAGAGGAUUAUAUGGUUAUCAAAAAGACUGUGAUAAACUAAUAAAGGCAGAUGUAUUUUGAAGAAUUUGCGAAACUCUCCAUAUUCAAAGAUUGGAAGUUUAUGAGUGUAAAAUCAUUGUUCGAUGUUAUGAAAUUAAAUAAAUUUAGAUUAAACCAUACUGUUUAUAAGGAAGGUGAUCCAUCUAAUGAAGUUUAUUUCAUUUAAACUGGGGAAUUUAAAGUUAUCAAAUGCUUAAGAAUGAAUAAAGAUAAAACUAAUAAUUAUUAAGACGUUGAUGAUGAUGUCUAAUUUUUAAAACAAUAGUUUGCUUACAAUAAACCUUCCUUAACAAAUCAAGAGAAAAUUGAUAAGUUAUAUCAAAAGAAAAAGUAUGGCAAUCUUAUCGCCAGUGACAAAAAGCUAAUUAUGACCUUAAAAUUCUUGGGGGCAGGGGAAAUGUUUGGAGAAUUGGAAAUCUUAAAAGCUCCAGACUUAUGCAGACAGUUUAGCUUAGUCUCUACAUUUGAAAGUAAUAAUGUUUAUUCAGUUUCCAAGAGGGAUUUCAUGAGAGUCCUCUAUUGCGAUCCUGCAUUAAAUAACAGUUUAACUGCUUUGAAUGAUAGAAAAUUAAAAUAAAUCAUAUAACAAAUAAAGGUUUAUGAAAAAAAUUUUAUUGAUCAAUCAGAAAAAAUUAACUAACUUGAGAGAACAUAAAAUAAAACUUUCUUAAAACCUGAAAAUCUCAUUCAAAUUCAAGAAGAUAAAUAGAAAUUACUAUUCAAUAGUACAAGUUAGAUUUUGAAGAUUAGUAGUAGGACAAAAUUAGACGACAAUAAACUAAGAGAACAGACUCUGACAUUGGACAACCCCGCUGAAUCAGAAUAAGCCUAUUUAAAUAAACUAUUGAAAUCAAGUCAGUCGGCUUAGCAUUCAAGAUAAAAAACUGAGGAACUAAUCAUUUAAUAAUCUUUAAAAUAUAAGAAUAAAAUUACGAAAUAAACUAAGAAACACAGAUCUCCUCCUGGAAUAUUGGGAACUGCUUUGGAAAAUAUCAGUUACCAUAUUCGAAGAUACCCUACACAAACUUCUACAAAUCAAAGAUUUCAAACAAGUCCAUCCUCUAAAUUCGAUAUGGAUAAUACAUAAAAAUCAAAAUUCUACUUUUCAACUUGCUUACCUCUAGUAUUGUAAAAUAACUAUUAUAGACUUAAAACUAAACAAUCAUAAUGA